Cotesia glomerata is the source of this 1843-nucleotide messenger RNA. RefSeq names its product quinone oxidoreductase (gene Drat). The coding region runs from base 220 to 1353 and encodes 377 amino acids. The transcript is spliced from 4 exons. Lineage: Eukaryota; Metazoa; Arthropoda; Insecta; Hymenoptera; Braconidae. Gene Ontology annotation, biological process: alcohol metabolic process. Gene Ontology annotation, molecular function: alcohol dehydrogenase (NADP+) activity. The record is from RefSeq and is a predicted model, not a curated record.
AGGGUCGUCCAUUACGGACAUCACUGCGUGCAGAAACUCUUUGUUGACUCACUCAUCUACAUUGAUCAAGAAAAGCAUACAGUAAUUGAUAAAAAUCAGUCUAAUUCCAAACGUCAUUCAAAUACAAUCCUCGAGGGGAGACAAUCUUUUAAAUAAAAGUUUUUAUAGUGCACGUCAGUGUUUCAUUGUUUGCGCUGUCAAUUUAACGAAACAAAGAAAAUGAAUAAACUUUGUCGUCAACUGUCAAUCGAGAGUCCUAGCGUAACUGGACGUGACUGCGUCUUCAGUUUUGAUGUCCCUGUACCAGACGUACCAAUAAAAGGUGCGAGGAUACGCGUAGUUUGUGCCGGUGCUUGCUAUCAUCCGAAACGAUCACCAAGUCUGGGAAGUUUAACAUCAGUAUCAAGUGCAAGCAGCCUUGCAACUGAGAGUUCUGUUGAGUGUGAUUUUCCCGUGAUACUUCCUCAUUAUGGUGUUAGAGAUGCUGCAUUGUUUCCUGGCUAUGAAGUUGCUGGUAUCAUUGAAUCACUUGGAUCUGGAGUUACGGAUGAUUGCAAUUUUGUCGUUGGUGAUCGAGUCAUUUUGUAUCCGUUUGAGGGAAUACCUAAUGGAUACGUUGAGUACCUAGUUGUUCAUGAUCUUAAGUAUCUAAUUAAAGUUCCUGAGAAUAUGUCGCUCAGUAUCGCAGCAAUGUUGCCAGCUGGAGCUUUGCUUGCUAUGAAUACAGUUUUUGCUGCUCACGAACACGUACAGCAACUUUUGAAAGAACGUGCGGAAGAUCAAGUUUGUAAAAUUCUUAUAGUAGGUACAGGAGGACUCGCUCUGUGGACACUUAGAAUAGCUGCGUAUUACUUCAGUAAUAUGCAAAAUAAAGUUACUAUUACAGUAGCAUCACUGAGAGAUGAUGGGUUACUUAUGGCACAAGAAUUUCAACAGGUUAAUGUAGUUGAAUGGAAUGAGGGAUUAUACGAGAAGCAAUUGAUUGAGCGUACUAUGGAUGCCUGUCAAGGCCAAGUAGAUGUUGUGAUCGACUAUGGCACCACUUCAAGAAGUCUUCAUCGUAGUUUACAAUGUUUGGGUAAAGGUGGUGUAGUUUUUUUGAUAAAAGAAGUAGCUGAUCGUCUUUUACCUAAAUUCAGUAAACGCGUUGACGAGCGCCAGCAAAAUAUAAAAUCUAUAGAACCGGGUAGUCUUGAUCAACUCAGCGAGCUCGUACAGUUAGUUGCAAGUGGGAAAAUUGAACCGCCACCUCAUACUGUCUAUCCUGCUGAACAAGCAAUGGACGUUGUACAUAAACUUUGUCAUUCAGAAAUUCAGGGUAGGGCAAUUCUUCGUUUUUAUCCAACAGACUAAAUACUUCGUUAAUACUAAAUCAUUGUCCGAUAAAAAGGAGCAAAAAAUAAUUAAAUAAAAUUUGAAAAUUUUCAAAUCGAUUAAGCAUUAGAGAUAUGCAUGAAUACUUAAAGUAAAAAGAUAAACUAAGUAUCGAAUGAGUAGUUUGACAUGACCUCUAAAAUUGUUUGAAAUCGCUUAUUGUCUGUUUUUAUAAAAUUCUUAUUCUAUAAUAAGCAAUGAAAAUACUCAUUAUACAAUUAUAUACUUAUUUAUAUAGUAUUUGAUAUAAAUCAUUAUUAAAAUCUUUACACUACAAAUUAAAUGAAUACAUAAUCAGGUAGUUUCGUAUAUACUAUUCAAUAAAUAAUGAUAAAUUAUUAAUAAAAGUUCGAUAUACCCUCAUGCUGCAUAACAAAAAAUUUAUACACAAAAUGAAUCGCUGCAGUAAAAUAAUGAAGCUAUUUUUAGGGGGUUUUUUUUUUUUUAUUUCAAAUUAACAAAAUUUUAA